Molecule: messenger RNA, 4012 nt
Organism: Papaver somniferum (opium poppy)
Lineage: Eukaryota; Viridiplantae; Streptophyta; Magnoliopsida; Ranunculales; Papaveraceae
Product: probable disease resistance protein At4g27220
Exons: 2
Coding region: 173-3706 (1177 amino acids)
Molecular function (GO): protein binding; ADP binding
Source: RefSeq, a predicted model, not a curated record
UUCUUGAUCUUUUUCGAAUCUGAGAAAGCACACAGCAGUAGAUCAAAAGCGUUAUUUCUUAAAUUCAUCCGCCUUUUAAGACCAUCCAAGCACUCAAAGAACAAAAUAUCUAGAGAUUAUUUACAGAACUACAGUAUAUUCAUUUAUUAUUUCAUCUAAUCUAAAACUGCAAAUGGAGAGUCUGAUUGGACCUGUGGUGGAAGUUUUUACGUCACUGGCGAUUACUCCAAGCAUACGUCAAAUUGGCUACUGCAUUCAUCACAAGAAGAACAUGGAAAAGUUUAAGAUAAAAAUGGAAGACCUGAACAACAUGAAAACAGAUAUACAAACUAGAGUCAUUGCAGCUGAGAAGAAUCUAGAAUCAAUCAGAAAAGUCAUUAAAGCCUGGCUGAGAAGGGUGGACAAGGAAAUUAUCCAGGAUGAGACAACAAUAGGAUUAAUGAAAUUACUUAAUGGUGAGGAUGCAGAAAUUUUCAAUCACAAUCAGUGUUGCUGUUCUAGUCACAGUCGCCGUAAAAUUGGCAGAGCAGCCGAAAAGAAGAUAGAAACAAUUGAUGAGUUCUUAAAUGAAGCAAAAAGCUUCUCCUAUGAUGUUUCACAUCAUUCUCCUCCAGAUGUUAAGCCAUUUACGCCAAAAGGUACUGAAGAUAUUGCUGAUCUCGCAUCAAGAGAGUCUACCAUGAACCAAGUCAUGACAGCACUGAAGGAUGAAGGAACCUACUCAGUCGGGAUAUACGGAAUGGGCGGAGUGGGCAAGACGACGCUAGUGAAUCACAUACGCAAAGAAGUGAAGAAACAGAAACUUUUUAAUAUAGUUAUAAUGACAACCGUUACACACAACCCUGACUUGAAAAGGAUUCAAGAUGAAAUUGCACAGAAACUGGGUUUGCUACGACUUCGACAAUUGGAUGAUACAUCCACCAGAGCCGCACUACUAUCAGAGCGACUGAAGCAAGAGAAAAGGAUUCUCGUGAUUUUUGAUGAUGUCUGGACUAACGAUCUAGAUAUAUUGGCUGAUGUGGGUAUCCCUUAUGGGAAAAACCACCACAAAGUAUGCAAAGUUGUAAUCACCACAAGAAGCCUUGAAGUAUGUAAUUCGCUGUUAAGUCCAAAAAAUAUCGAAGUCGGAGUCUUAACAGAAGAAGACUCAUGGCUUCUGUUCAAGAAAAGCGCUGGUAACAUGGACGAUUCUUCCGCUCUACAAAGAGUGGCUGAAGAGAUUGUUAAAGAAUGUGGUGGUUUGCCUUUAGCACUUGUUACACUUGGUAGGGCAUUGAGGAACAAGGACAAGCUUGUGUGGGAUGAUACCGUUCUUCAACUAAGAAGUUCGAACUUCACUUAUAUAAAUGGAAUGAAUUCCAAAGUUUUUUCCUCGAUAAGGCUGAGUUAUGAUCACCUGGGAAACGAAAUAAUAAAAAGAUGCUUCCUAUUUUGUAGCUUAUUUCAUGAAGACUGCCAAAUAAACGUUGAUAAAUUGAUGAUAUAUGUUAUGAGCGAUCAGACUAUAAUGGAAGAUCUUGAGACUAUAAAGCAGGUGAGGGGUAGACUGCAAACAGUGCUGGACAAACUUAUAGCUUCAUGUUUGUUGCUAUUAGAUGCAAAGAAACAUGAUGGUACUAUAUAUACUGUGAAGAUGCAUGACAUUGUUCGAAGUGUGACCAUAAAAAUUGCAUCAGAAGAGGACAAUGGAUUUUUCGUACUGGCAGAUGUGGGUUUGAAAGACUGGCCAGAAAGGAGACUGUUGUCUGCUGCUAAAUGCUUGCGACUGUCACUUAUGGAGAAUAAAAUCAGUGCCCUACCAGACAACCCUGACCUCCCUCAUCUCUUAAGCUUGUCACUGGAAAAGAAUCGCUCAUUGCAGAAGAUCCCAGAUAAUUUUUUCCAAAGCAUGAUAGCUCUCGUCGCUCUUGACUUAAGCCAUACCGGUAUUUCUUCGUUACCUUCAUCACUUUCUUUCCUUGUGAACCUCCUGUCGCUUCAUUUAGAUUGUUGCAACUUUUACAAUAAUCACACAAGUUUAUCUGUAAUUGGAAAACUGAAGAAACUUGAAAUACUAAGUUCCGUAAACUGCUAUAUAAUAAGAUUGCCUGAAGAAAUAGGGGGCUUGUCAAAUCUGAAGUCAUUAAAUCUAUCAGAGAAUCACGAGCUUACCAUUCCACCAAAUGUGAUACCAAGAUUAUCUCACUUGGAGGAACUGUACAUGAAAGGAAGCUCGUGUCAGUGGGAAGUUGGGCAAACACGAAAUGGAAGUAAUGCUAGUCUAGAUGAGAUCACAUCCUUGACUUGCUUGAACACUCUCCACCUGGAUGCACGUAACAACAAAAUGGUAAGCUUGUCCAUAUCCAUGGGAUGUAGCUGGCCUAGCAACAGGGACUAUGUACCAUAUUAUUGCAAUAUUUCAUUGCACUUCGAUUGUUAUCUUUCGACAUCAAAACUGUUUUACAACUCAAUCAAAGUACUGUUGGCAAGAUUAGAUAAUCUAAUGCUGGUAAGUUGUACUGGCCCAAGUAGUAUGGGGCAACUUGUUACAGAUGUUGGCUUUCCUCAUAUGGCGUCUCUUUUUGUGGGAGAAUGUCAUCAAAUGGAAUACCUAGUGAGCAUGGAGAAGAACCCAGUAAUUAUGUUCAGUGCACUAGAAAAACUAUAUUUGCAUUCGCUGAGUAAUUUGAAAUCGAUUCUUCAUGGCUCAACGCCAUCAGGAUUCUUCAACAAGUUAAACCUAUUGCAACUGCAGAAAUGCAAAGAGUUGGAUAGCAUCUUUCACUCUGAUGUAUUUGUGAAGCUAAAGAAUCUAAGAGUACUCCGAGUGGAAGAAUGUCGCAAGUUGAAAGAAGUAUUCUGCUUGGAAGUUGUUGAUAGAAGAAGCCUUGACGAGGAUGCACAUGUUGUCACUUAUCCUAGGUUAGAAGAAAUGUAUUUGAUAGAACUUCCAGAGCUCACGACUAUAUGGAAAGGGGUAUGUCCAGCUGAAAGCCUCCAAAUGCUAAAAGUAUUGGAAGUGGAGGCAUGUUAUGAGCUGAAACAUCUCUUCUCUGCAGCAAUGUUACUUUCACUUCGAAAGUUGGAGAAGCUCAAGAUUUCUAGAUGCAGUGGCAUGGUGACAAUUGUAGAAUCAUUAAAGCAUGAUGAACAAGACUUGGCGUUACUGGAUAUAGACAAAGAUUCAAGUCAGAUCCCUCCUCACUACCUCCGUGAUACUUGUCAGACACCUGAUGAAACAGUCUUCCCUAACCUCAGGGAACUCAUUGUGGAUAGGUGCCACAGCAUGGAGCAUCUCUUAACUAUCAGACUGUUACUGGUUCAUGGAGGUCUACCAAAACUAAUUUUUUUUUGUGUGAGCUAUUGCAACCAAAUGGAGGUUAUAUUUUAUGAAGAUGGCUAUAAGAAGACAGGUGGCAUAACAAAUGCAGAUGUGCCACUAUCUCACUUAACGCAGCUUCAUCUAGUUCGGCUACCAAAGCUUUCAACUUUUCAGCAGCCAGAGGAGAAGUCAAGGAUUUUGGUUUGGCCAACUUUAGAAGUUCUGAAAGUUGACAGGUGUAAGAAUCUUAAAAGACUCCCAUUGAGUAAUCACAACAAUAUCCCACCUAAACUGAAAGUGAUUCUUGGAGAUAGUCAAGGAUGGUUUGAUGAAGAGCUCCAAUGGGACGAAGAUAACGAUAAAAGUUUGAAGGCUCGCCUACAACCCCUAUUCAAGGUAUACUAAAUGAUACACGCAGAAGAUAAAGGUUCAUUUGAUAACAAAGCACCAGAAAUAACAGCACCAGAUGAGCUGGUCCCAACUCUUAAAUGAUAGUGUGUACUCCUAUGUUUUGUUUAUUUAUAGAAAUUAUACAUAACUUCUGUAAUAUUAAUGAAUACCAGGUACAUAAGGUGUACCCGCCGAAGUCACAAAGCAUUUGUUUCUUUGAUUUGAUGCUUCUCCUGUUGUACGAUAGAUAUUUGUGACUUACAGUUAAAAUGAUUCCCUUUUCAUGUAAAGUUAAAACCAAUAAUAAACAAUGUUUACUAC